AUGGCGAAUGGAGUUGCAGGUGGCACGCGCGGUGCCAGCCAGGGUGGCGACCCCUGGACGUGCCGCUCGUGUGCUGCUGGCUACGCCAACAUGGCAUGGCGCACGGAGUGCAGGCUCUGCAAGGCGGCGAGGCCGCCACGUGGCGCUGGCACGAUCGGCGAUGCCAUCAACAAGGCCAAGGCGAAGGCCAAGGCCAAGGGGAAGGAUAAGGUCGUGGCGAAGCGCGUGCGCUUCGCCUCGGACGUGCCUGGGCCUGCCGCCGCCGCGGCCACGCCGGCGCCGUGGGCGCAGGGCGCGGCCAAGCGGGAGGCGGAGGAGCGGCCCAGCGGCAGCGGCGGCAAGGACGAGGAGGUUCGCCAGGCCCUCCUCAGCCACUUUGGCCCCAGGGAAGGCUGGUCGGCGGCCCUGGUCCUGGACUUCGGGGCACUGGUGCCUGUGGUGGACGCGCCGCCGCCAGCGAAGCCCUUGGCCGAGCUGUCGCUCCAGGCCCUCCUGGCCAGGGAGGCGAAGAUCAAGGGCCAGGUCAGCCGUGCCGAGGCAGCGCUGGUGGCCGUCCAGGAGGAGCAGGCGGCCGUCGCGGUCCGCGUGGCGGAGCAGGCGGACGUCCUCCAGAAGCGGCGCGACCAGCUGGAGGAGGUGGCCGAGGCUGUGCGUGCGAGGAAGCGUGCUGACCUGGAGCAGCACAAGGGGCCGUCGCCCAUGGAGGUGGGCGAGCCUGUGGAGGCCGAGGACUGCCUGGGCAAGGUGCUGCUCAAGGGCCUCGAGGGCCUCGAGGCGGAGCGGGAGCGGGCCCGCAGCCUCGUGGAGAAGCUCGCCGCCGCCGACGCCCGUGCUCGAGAGGCAGCGGCGGCCGAGCGGGCCCGCGCAGCUGCAGCCGCGGCCGAGCGGGCCGCCGCGGCGCAGGAGGCCGCCCCCGCGGCUGAUGGCAGUGAUGACGGCGCUGAUGGUUCUCCUGGGGACCGCAAGCGCGUCGGCGACCUCGACCUCGGCCCCGAGCUCGCCGGGCUCGACGCCGUUUUCGACGAGGUGGGCAUGGAGGACGAGCAGCAGCGCGCAGCCUGGCCCGCAGCGCUGGCCAAGCGCCAGCGGCUGGUAUCGGCCAACACCACUGCGUGGGGCUCGGCGCAGGCGCUGGUCGAGUGGCUGCACGACGACGUGGGGCGGCUGCCUGCGGUGCUCUGCCUCCAAGAGCAUCGCCUCAAGGGCAAGCAGGCGAUGGCCCGCGCGGCGGGCUGGAUGCAGGCGCGCGGCUUCAGCUGGCAUGGCCAGGCAGCGCUGCCGACGGGCACAAGGCCGCUGGAGAGCUCGGGCGGAGUGGCCGUGGCCACGCGGCGGCCGUCGGCGGCCGCCGCCGCGCCAGGGCUCCCUGCCCAUCGGUUCCAGGUGUGUGAGGUGAACCUGGGGUUCAGGGAGCCGUGCCGCGUCAUCUCGGCCUACUUCAUCACGAAGAUAGGCAGGGCGAAGGAGAACAUCGGGCUCCUGGCAGCGCUGCGCGAGUUCGUGGGGCAGCUGGAGUCGCCGUGGGUCGUGAUGGGCGACUGUAACAUGGAGCCCGCGGACGUCCGUGAGUGGGCGCGCAGCGCAGGCGGUGCGCUCGUGGGCCCAGAGGAGCCGACCUGCGGCUCGAAGGUCUUCGACUUCGCGGUGGUCAGCAGGGUCCUCACGGGCUUUGUCGACGUGGCCGAGGUGCUGCUGAGGGCGCCGACGAAGGACCAUGUGCCGUUCAAGGUGGUGCUCCGCGGC
This is a messenger RNA of Prorocentrum cordatum, 1743 nucleotides long. The record is from the annotation of a GenBank genome assembly. NCBI's taxonomy places the organism in Eukaryota, Dinophyceae, Prorocentrales, Prorocentraceae.